Messenger RNA from Nematostella vectensis (starlet sea anemone), 1578 nucleotides. RefSeq lists its product as uncharacterized. The transcript is spliced from 2 exons. NCBI's taxonomy places the organism in Eukaryota, Metazoa, Cnidaria, Anthozoa, Actiniaria, Edwardsiidae. The record is from RefSeq and is a predicted model, not a curated record. The coding region runs from base 97 to 1578 and encodes 493 amino acids.
AAAAAGGCAUCAUUAUGACAGAUCAACACUCUCGAUGCUUAGUGACUUUUCUUUUCACAAACAACAUUUUUCACAGUACCAUGAACUUAAAAAGAAAUGGAUGGCUCUAAUAACAGAAAAGUUGAAAUCUGGCAUAGUGUGCUACGCAGCUUCAUUUCAAAUUAUGACAGUGCUAGUCAAAUUAGGGACAAAGCCCUGUCAUUUGCUGCAUCAAAGACAGAACAGCUCUUUCAUAACUAUUUAACAACACCAUACAGUAGAGGUUAUUCUGAAAAAGACCUAAGUUUGGUGACUGGUACAGCUGCUGAUGCAUUACUGAAAAUCAUCAAGCAAGUUGGUCAAAAUCUGGGAAAAGCAAAGCAGGUUCCACAAGAAACAAAUGCAAGAGGGCAGCCUAAAGGAGACAUGAAUUUUUUUCUUCCUACCUUUGACACCACCAUUACUUCAAAAGCAAUGCCCCUUGGCUACUCAUUUGUAAAAGAAGACCCUUCCACAAUACCUGAUCCAAAAUUAAUCUGUGACUACAAAAACUGCACGCAAUUAUCAACAACCAUUGUCAAUCGCCUUAACUGUUUUCACACAUUUCACAAUUUUUGUUUAGAAGAAGCUGGAGACCAGUGUCCAAUCUGUUCCCCUCACCUUGCUGAAAAAAUUGCAGAAAUCUGUUCAGCAUUUAAUGAAAGCUUGUUGAAACCAACAGCAAAAUCUACUAGAACCCCACAAAGCAAUCAAGAACCUGGUAGUAAUGAUGAGAAUGACAGCAUUAAUGUCAAAAGAAAUUGUGACCCUGAAUACUAUGACUCUGCACAAUGGGAAUCCCACAUUGACAGCGAGUUAAAUUCAUUUGUUGUUGCACAACCACAACUGCGACACAAUGUUCCCAAUCACCAGGCUGCACCUUCACAGGCAAUUGACAUCCAAGUUACCACUCAUCCAGUUGGUUCAUCUACAUUUUGGUUCUUUCCUCCUUACAUAUCUCAGUCAACUCUACUUGGAAGAAAUGGAUCUAAUGCAUUUACUUUUAUCUCACUAAUUUUGGCCCAUUCAUAUAUCACUUCUGCAAACCGAACCAGUAUACAGCUCAGCCGUGGUCCUCCCAUAAACCCUCAUUGGCUUUCAAUGAUGUUAUCUGCAAUUGUUCGUGGCAACAGCAUAUAUGACACUGUGACAAAUGGUCGCGGGUCUCCAUUCUUUAGUGUUGUUAAGGCAAAACCACAUCUAGAUUCAGUCAUUGGGACUGUUUCUCUUGAAGACACCCUCGAUCUGUUAAUUACAUCAGGUAAUCCACAGGUUUUACAAAGUUCACUUGCAUUUUAUCUGCAAAGGCUUGAUCGCGAACAGAACCUAGCAGCAAUAGUCAUAGCUAAUGGAAUGACAAUAUCUCUCGUCGGACACGAUUCAAAGAUCUAUGUUCUAGAUAGCCAUCUACACUAUGCACACGGCCAUAACUUUGGAGCGAUGAUCGGAAUGAGUCCCAAGGAUGACUUGGAAGAAUUCCUCAGGAAUAUAAAGAAACUUAUCUCGCCCAAAUUUGAUGUUUGCUCCCUGACAUUUGUCUCGUUUUCACGGCAGCAGUAG